GUAGAACCUGUUUGGUGGCUAUGCGUGCAACUAUCUGACAGAAACUUCAUCCAAGUGAGCAGGUAUGAGAUAGUCACAUUCAUUUGGAGUUUGGAAGUGUCAACAUCAGCUGCCGCAGAUACACUCACAUGAACAACAGUGGAUCACCUGAGAACUGGUUUUCAUGACAUGUCCAGUAUUUAAAACUUAGAAAUGAUGAAUGGUGAAAGUCAGACUCUUGCUCUCUCGGAGAGUGUGGUUUUGGAGGACACGGAUGAAGGAGGCGUCAUCGUCACGGGUGUUAGAAAUCCUGCAGUUAAUCUGAGAAAAGGUGACCAGCUUGUUGCUGCCACCAUUCACCUUGAUCAUCUCAGUAAAGACGAUGUACUGAAGCUGAUCAAAAUCAUUGAGCCUUAUGACAAGAACCUUGAACUUAAGACUGCAGGAGAUCUGAAUGCAGGGCUGUCUCUUGGAGAUCUUCGAUUGAACAGUGGGGCAGGACUUCAAGCACCCGGUGUUCGUGUCAAAGGACUAAAUGGAGGAAUAAAUGCACCGAACCUCAAGGGUGGAAUCUCAACCCCCACAAUAAAUGGAGAAAUGCCAAAUGUUGAGCUAAAUGAAUCCACACCUAACUUCAGCGUUCCAAAGUUCACAAUGCCAACUUUUGACCUGCCAAAGAUCAAAGGUUCAGGUUUGGAUGGCACAGUUGAAGCACCUGAUGUCAGUGUCUCCACCCCUAAACUAAACACUCCAGAUGUUUCUGUCAAUCUGGACAAACCUGAAUUGACCACCAAAUCCCCCAAGUUUAAGAUGCCCAACUUCAAUUUACAUACCAAAAAACCUAAGUUUGAUGGUGAUGUGAAUUUAACUGCCCCAGACUUAAACGCUGAUCUAAAAACCCCUGAUCUGAGUCUAUCAGCCCCCACGAUUAAUGGAGACAUCAACUCCCCUGAAAUAGACGUGAACUUGCCCAAAACUCACCUAAGUGGCCCAGAUCUAAACAUUGAAUCACCAAAAGCCAAUGUCGAGGCCCCAUCUGGCAAGUUCAAAUUCCCCAAAUUUAAGAAGAAAAAUGCAAAAGUAAAACUACCAGAUGUGGACGUUGAUGCAGAUCUCAGUACACCAAAGAUAAAUGCAGAUGUCAGUGCCCCAAAUGUUGACAUGGAUCUGCCAGGAGUAGAUAUAGAUGUUCCAUCUGGCAAAAAGAGGUGGCCGUUUAAGAAAAAGGUUAAAGCACCGGAAGUUGACUUGGAUGCAAAUGUCUCGACACCUGAUCUUUCAGCACCAAAGAUAGGAGGAGGAAUCAGCACCCCAGACCUAAAUGUGGCUUUACCAAAAGCAGAACUAAAGACACCCAAUGUUGAUUUAAACGCACCUGAUGUGGACAUUCAUGCUCCAUCUGGAAAGCACAAAUUCCCUACCAUUAAAAUGCCAAAGAUUAACUUACAUAAACCAAAGGUGAAAGGUCCAGAUCUAGACGCAGACAUACAGACACCGGACUUUAACUUGUCAUCUCCUAAUGUAGAUAUUGAUCUGCCAAAAGCUAAACUGGAUGGUCCAGAUCUAGAUGUCAAGGCACCAAACCUUAACCUCUCUGCACCAAAAUUAAAGGGCGGUAUUUCUUCACCAGAGCUGGACAUUGAAUCUCCAAACAUUGAUGUGGAUGCACCAGAUGUUGAUCUGAAAGCUCCAUCUGGAAAGCUUAAGAAACCCAACUUUAAAAUGCCAAAAAUAAAUCUUUCUGGGGCAAAAGUGAAAGGGCCUGAUGCAAACCUAAAUGCACCAAAUGUUGAUGUCUCAGUCCCUGAUGUUAACCUGAAAGCACCUAAAGCAGAUUUCCAAGGGCCUGACCUAAAUCUGUCAGCACCCAAAUUGAAGGGCAAACUUGGAGCUCCAGAUGUAGAUCUGGACUUGCCGGAGGCUCAUAUUAAAUCCCCAGAUUUAAACCUCCAAGCACCAGAGAUAGAUUUAAAUUCUCCCAAUGUAGACAUCAAUGCCCCCUCUAGCAAAGGCAAAUUUCCUCAUAUUAAAAUACCUAAAUUUGGUCUCAGUGCACCUAGGGUGAAAGCACCUGAUGUAGAUGUGAACAUGCCUACAGGAGAACUCAAGGGGCCUGAUCUAGAUUUAAAUGCACCUGAUCUGAGUCUAAAUUCUCCAUCUUUAGACUUUAAUUUGCCAAAAGCUGACUUGAAAGCUCCAACUGCGAACAUUGGUGGAAAUAUAAAAUCACCAGGUCUCAAUCUCUCCACACCAAACGUAGACCUAAAUUUGCCAAAAGCACAUCUCGAAGGGCCUGAUGCAGACCUGAAAGUCCCAGAUGUUGACAUUAAUGCUCCAUCUGGAAAAUUGCCACAUUUUAACAUGCCAAAAUUGAAUUUAUUUGGACCAAAACUGAACGGCCCAGAGCUGGAUGCUAAUGCAGAUUUGGAUGUCUCAGUUCCCAAAAUCGAAGGAAAACUGAACGCACCUGGUGUUGAUCUGAACCUUCCCAAAGCUGAAGUUAGGGGACCUGAUCUAAACGCAGCUUUACCAAAAGCUGACGUAACUGUUCCUAAUCUAGAUUUUCAGACCCCAGACUUUGAGGCUCCAUCUGGGAAGUUUAAACUGAUCUCAUUGAAGAGACCAAAAUCUAAUCUUACUGCUCCAGGUCUGACAACCCCUGACAUUGACCUAAAUGCAGAAGCACCUGAUCUAAGCCUCUCUGCACCCACAGUAAACACAGAUUUCAAAGUUCCAGAUGUUGAUGCAAAGCUUCCCACAGCAGAUGUUGACAUUAAUGCUCCCAAAGCAAAGAUGAAAUUCCCAACACUUAAAAAGUUCAACUUGUCCGGCCCUAAAGUCAAAUCUCCCGAUCUUGACCUUUCUGCUGACGUAGGCGGACCAGAUCUAAACCUGUCUACACCUGAGAUUGGUACUCCUGAUUUCAACCUCUCUACACCUAGAAUAGAUGCAGAUGUCAAGGUUCCAGAUGUUAAUGCAAGGCUUCCCACAGCAGAUGUUGACAUUAAUGCUCCCAAAGCAAAGGUGAAAUUCCCAACACUUAAAAAGUUCAACUUGACCGGCCCUAAAGUCAAAUCUCCCGAUCUUGACCUUUCUGCUGACGUAGGUGGACCAGAUCUAAACCUCUCUACACCUGAGAUCGGUGUUCCUAAGGCUGACGUGAGUCUGCCCAAUGCUGGGGUCGAUGUUGAUGUUCCAGGUGUCAAUGCUGAUAUCGAGGGUUCCAAACAUAAGUUCAAAUGGCCGUUCAGUUGGCGAAAAUCUCAUUCAAAAGACGGGGACAUCACCGUUAACACACCAGAAGUAGAUGGUCCCACAGCAGAAAUGAAAUUUCCAGAAUACAUACCUAAAUUUAAGUCACACAACUUGCCUCCUAUUAGUAGCAUUGACAACGCUUUGGAAGAGCUCACUGGAGCGGUUGACCUCAGUGCUGACCCUACAAAAGAAUUGGCUGAUGCCAUGGCCUCCUCAUCACACAAGACAAAUUGGAGAUCUCCAUCUGCUGGGGUUAAUGGACAAUCAUCUGCUGUAGACGUUCUAGAAAGGCUGAGGUUGUCUAAAGCACGUAACGAAAGCUCUGAACAAGACAACCCUAUUAAAUUGAACAGAGGAACAUUUAAAGUUACAAAGCCUGACGCUGAUAAGGACUACCCGGUGGUGGAUUCUACUAGCGAGGGAGAUGAUAAAACAGCCAAGCUUUCCUUAAGCUUGAACAAUAUGCUUGGUUUGACAACGGAUUAGAGGUGAAAUAAAUCCUUGCGAAACAGGAGUCUGAUACUGCUGACUCCACGCCACCUUCACGUAGUUAAUGCACAUCCAGCUGUUUGGAUUUCCAAAGAAUUGGAGGAUGAUGAUUGGAGAAUGCAUUAAUAACAAAGCAUUACAGAAUCUGCAAGAGGUGUAAUUAUUUUUGUAUGAAUGCAGGUAUAUGCGUAAUUGUAUAAAGUCUUCUUUAAAAUAUGAUGCUUGUAUUAUCUUUUUGAAAGGAAGGAAACAUAUGCUAAGCCUGUAAUCCUGACUUUAUUUUCACUGUUUUACAUGUAGUAAUCUAAUAUAUUAUCCUUUGUUUACACUACACUUCUGUUUUUAUAUACAUAAAUAUAACUAUAUAUAUUCAACAGUAUUGUGACUGGGAAAAGUUCACGUUUAUGUCAAACUUGUUAUCAGUUUUAAGUGUUUGUUGAAGCUUGUGUCCUCUGUAAAAUUUUUGCAAAGGCACUAAUCUCAGUUUAAUAAAGUU
Molecule: messenger RNA, 4219 nt
Organism: Misgurnus anguillicaudatus (oriental weatherfish)
Lineage: Eukaryota; Metazoa; Chordata; Actinopteri; Cypriniformes; Cobitidae
Biological process (GO): regulation of RNA splicing
Cellular component (GO): nucleus; cytoplasm; costamere
Source: RefSeq, a predicted model, not a curated record